Nicotiana tabacum (common tobacco) is the source of this 2090-nucleotide messenger RNA. RefSeq lists its product as uncharacterized. NCBI's taxonomy places the organism in Eukaryota, Viridiplantae, Streptophyta, Magnoliopsida, Solanales, Solanaceae. The record is from RefSeq and is a predicted model, not a curated record.
UAAUAAGUCAUUCAACUGUAUCAUUUCAAAAUUUCUCCAAUUUCGAUACCUCCGCCAAAUUUUCUUCUUCAUUCUUCCUAAUCAUAUACUCUUCUCUCUCUCUCUGAGCUGUUUCAUCAAAACUCCAUUCUCAGAAAACCCUCUACACCUCACUUCUCAAGUUCAAACCCUAACUCCAUCCUUUUCUCUCUCAUUAAAAUACAUUUAAUUAGGUACACGGGCAAGACGCUCCACUAUAAACAAUUGAUAUUUGAUUAUUUUUAAUCAAAAUCGUUUUUGAAUGGUUCUUCACUGAUGGCGUCAUCGGCGUUCAAAUCCACUACUCGGAGAACCACCGUAGGUGGAAGUCCUGCCGGAGCCGACGACUCCUCCGGCUCCUCUAGUAACAAAGCUCAUCGCCGUUCUAGAAGUCUGAGCCGAUUCUCCCACGGGCCUCGGCGCUUUGAGGAGCCUGCGCAGGCUGACUUAGGCUACAAUGCUGCUCCGCGUGGGAAAUUUGUUAAUACGACUAGAGGAUCGGGAGUUCCUGAAAUUAGCCUUGAUGAUUUGGCUAUAGAAUUCUUCUCUCAGGAGGAGGAGAGAGAAAAUAGUGACCGUGGCCGGUCAGGAAAGCGUGCGUCGGGGAUUGGGCAUUGGGCGAGCGAAACGGCGUCGUCGACGAGGCGGGGUAGGUCAGUGUCGAGGCAGGGUUCGAAGACCUCUGCUAGUGAUCGGAAAAGCGUUACUGCUGAUCGUUCCCGGAGUAACAUAGCUACUUCAGAUGCCAGUUCGAGAAGGAGGAGGUCCGUUUCUGCUGUUCGUUAUCAGAUUAGCGACUCUGAGAGUGAUGCAGAUCAUUUUCGAAAUUCCAGCAGCCGAAUUGACAUCAAGAAGAAUCAGAGCAUCAGGCUCACUGACUUCCCUUCAUCGCUGAAACCAACAACUGUAAAUAGUCCACAAUUAAGGAGGUCUUUUAGCCAAAAAGACAUGUCGCAAUUGCAUGAUGGCUACUCUAGUCACUCUUCUGCCUUGACUGACGAUGACACAAAGGAUGCUCUUACCUGUAAAAAUGGCAUCGAGAAAACCAUUCGAGCGGUUUAUGCGCAGAAAAAGGGUGAGCAUCCAAAUGGAGAUGUUGUGAAUGGUGAACUGUACGAAGCUAUGAGAAAAGAACUCAGGCAUGCUGUUGAAGAAAUCAAAACUGAACUUGAACAGACCAUGGGGAAGAAAAUUAGUGGCGCCAAGUCAGGUCAUGAGGCCAGAAAGAAUCAUGUAACAAAAUUGGAGCAGGAAGACCAAAGAGGUAGGGCUGAUACAAAAAAUUCUGUUGUUGCGCAGAAACAACCACGUAGGAAGAGAAGCAAUGAUAGAAACAGGACAUCAAAACAAUUGAAUGAGGAGGCAGAGAAGUUUUUUGAGGAUUUCAUUGCAAAUAUAGAAGAUACAGAUUUUUCUUCUUUUGAUGGAGAAAGAAGUGAUGCAAGUUCAACAUUAGGAGGAAUAGCUAAGCCAAGGGACAGUUUUACUUAUGGGGAAGCAGUUAACCAAAGUCCUGCAGGAGCUAAUUGUCAUCCUGUUGGAACUGAUGGGGUUAUCUUACCUUGGUUGCAGUGGGAGACAAGCAACGAUGGUUCUUUCACUCCCAAGAAUGAAGUGCCAACUCCUGUUAGUAGGAAAACGUCAAUAUGUGAUGCAAGACAGGACGUCACCUCCCCUCAGAAUGAUCGUAGUUAUUCCAUCAGCAGCCAUGGGAGUUGGAGCCCAGCAAUUCUGCACAGUCAACCGAAGAAUAGAGCAAUCUAUACAGUUGAAGAUGGUGGAGACGUAUCCGGAGAACUUGAAAGUUGCCAAAGUUCAGGAUUUGAUAUGGCUGAAUAUAACAGACUUCAACGAAGUGAAGAGCUAUUGUUUGAAAGGUACAGAGAACGAAAUAGAAUUAGUUUAGGUGGUCUUUUACUUUGUGGCCAUUUUCUCUAGUUACUUUAUGUUGCUGAUACUCAUUUGCAGCUAGUAAAGUAUAUAAAUUACUCGAGUUAUUUUGGAGUACCAAAACUUACGUGUAGUCAUUCUUGAAAGUUGGAAUACGCUACAAAGUAGUUCAUACAUGCCCA